This is a messenger RNA of Dioscorea cayenensis subsp. rotundata (Guinea yam), 499 nucleotides long. RefSeq lists its product as uncharacterized. Lineage: Eukaryota; Viridiplantae; Streptophyta; Magnoliopsida; Dioscoreales; Dioscoreaceae. The record is from RefSeq and is a predicted model, not a curated record. The coding region runs from base 64 to 429 and encodes 121 amino acids. The transcript has a single exon.
CUUUGUUAUUCCAUUCAAAGUUUACACAAAAUUCAAGAAAAUUUUUCUCAGUUUUGGAUCGAAAUGGCGUCCGGGAUCGUGCUUUCCUUCCGUCCGGCGGUGAUCCGGCCUUGCGCAGCGGCUACCGGAGACGAUCGUCGGCAGAGGAGCUUGGGUACAAGCGUUGGUGGAGGAAGCGGUGGUGGAUGGUGGGCCCCGUUGUUCGGGUGGACGGCGGAGCCGGACUAUAUCGAGGCCGGCGAGCGCGGAGCUGGAGUAGGAGAAGAGGAAAGGAGUGGAUCGAAGCCGGCGAGGAGGUUCGCGGCGUUCACGGAGGAGAAGGCGAAGGAGCUGAGGAUAAGAACUAGGGAGACAGGGAGCUUCCACGAUACCAUGUACCACUCUGCGAUCGCGUCUCGGCUCGCCUCCGAUCACCCACGCAAAUCCUAGGGUUUCUUAUUGAAGCCUUAUAAAUCCUAAAUCCGUCGACAUUAUUAUGAAGUUUGUUUUGGGAUUUCGU